Vicia villosa (hairy vetch) is the source of this 642-nucleotide messenger RNA. RefSeq lists its product as uncharacterized. The record is from RefSeq and is a predicted model, not a curated record. The transcript has 2 exons. Bases 1 to 642 code for a protein of 213 amino acids. Lineage: Eukaryota; Viridiplantae; Streptophyta; Magnoliopsida; Fabales; Fabaceae.
AUGGAAUAUGGUGUCUAUGUCCAGCACACUUUUGGAGGCAAUAUGAUUCUAGUGUGUCUUUAUGUUGAUGACAUAUUGCUGGCAGGGAGCUAUUGUGAUGAUAUAGUUAAAUUCAAGAAGGUGCCGAUGAAUGAAUUUGAGAUGACUGGCCUAGGAAAGUUGGUAUACUCUCUAGGGAUGGAGAUUUUGUACUCUGAGAAGGGUAUCAUUCUGCAUCAGCUGAAGUAUGAACUUGAGCUUUUGAAGAGAUUCGAGCUGACAAAUUGUAAGUCUGCAGUCACACCUAUUGAGACGAAUCACAAGCUUGAUUCUGAUGAUGAGGGUGAUGAUAUAGAUGCUACAACUUUCAAACAGUUGGUAUACUCGCUAAGAUAUCUCUGUAAUACCAGACCUGACAUUUGUUACGCAGUUCGAAUGAUGAGUAUGCUUAUGAAUAAACCAAAGUGGUCACACUACCAAGCUGUUGUUAGGAUUUUGAGUGUUGCGUUGUCAAUCGGUGAAGCUGAAUACAUUGCAGGUGUUUUGUCUAUAUGUCAAGCAGUUUGGCUAGUGAAUUUGUUGCAGGAUCUGAAGAUCAAGGUGAUGAAGCCUGUGAAGUUGAUGAUUAGCAGCAAAUCUACCAUAAUCCUUGCCAAGAACUGA